AUGGCAGCCGUGUGUUGGUGUCUGUUGUCUUUUGCUGUACUCCUUGCUACUUCCCUCGGCCAUCCAUUUGAGGCAGCUCGCAGAUCGGGUGUUGCUGUAUCAAACACCAAAAGCUCCUUGACCAUCAUCUACCAAAACAAUUUGAAUGCCUCAGACGAUGUCAACCAUGUCGGCGGAAUCCUCCUGGAUCCCAUGACCUCAAGUGCUGCCGUGGAAGCUUGUGGUGCUCUCAGCGAGACACUCCUGACUCACACCACCAUCCAAAAUUACAGUUCAGAUUUCUCCUCUGCUCUCUCGUACCUGGCAUUCUCCGGGAGAGUGUCACCAAAUCAAGCAUAUCACCUCUCCGGAGGCACUUUACAGGUAUUCGGUCAAGCACAGCUCUCCUUUGAGCCUUCUGCGCAGGCCGACAUUGAGCUACCUGUCCUCUGCACGCAGUCCAGCAACGCCAGUGAGCCACCGAAUUCUACAGCCAGCACAUCAAGUGAGAACACCAUCGCCGCAGCUGGCAACGUCUAUUCCUGUCUCUACUCGGGCACCGGGGAGACGGCAAACGCCACCACCUAUGGCUCCCAAUGUACGCAAGUCAGUGGAGGUAGUGAAGACUGCCUAUUCCUCAACAUUCAGACACCGUACAUCCCCAAAGCUGGUUCAAGCAAAGACCUGAGACCGGUACUCUUUUGGAUACACGGUGGUGGAUUUACCGGUGGCACUGGUGCUGACCCGCUCAGCGACGGCGGCAACCUCGCGUCUCGCGAAGACAUCGUCGUAGUCACCAUCAACUACCGACUUUCGACGCUCGGCUUUCUAGCAAUACCGGACACGGACAUCAAAGGCAACUUCGGCAUUGGUGAUCAGAUCGUGGCACUGCAAUGGACCGUCAACAACAUCGCCCAGUUCGGAGGAGAUCCCAGACGGAUCACCAUCAUUGGCGAGAGUGCCGGAGCCGGCUCGGUGCGGACUCUGCUGGGCAGUCCACCUGCCAUCGGCCUGUAUCAGGGAGCGGUGGCCAUGUCGAACCUCGGCGGCGGCGUCGACCUUGGCCUCACUGGGAACUACGGCACCACUUACUCAUCAUAUUACACAAUCAAUGAGUCGUACACGGUGGCGGGCCCCCAGAUCUUCAACGGAAGCAACUGUACUCAGCCAACGUUGAGCGGCAGGAUAGCCUGUCUGGAAACCGUCAACGCCAGUGAGCUUGUCUCGCUCAACACCGUUGCGCGAUACGUCGUCCAGGACGGUACCAUCGUGAACACCACCGAGCUAGAUGUAGUCAACAGGAACGGCAGUUCGGCAUAUGUCCCCAUCAUCUUCGGUGUCGCCGCCAACGACGGCGCGUCCUUCUCCAACAUCUCGCCGACACCCGUGCAAAACGAGACCCAGGGCCUCAUGGUCGGACUCGGGAUCAACGCCUCAUACGCCCAGGCGAUCAUCCAGUCCAGCUUGUUCCCGUACUACGACACAGGUAAUAGGACACGAGACUCGUUCAACGUCACGCAGCGCGUCGCCACCGACAAUACCUUCCGCUGUGCCGACCAAGCCACCGUCUACGCGGGUGCCGCAUCAGGCGCGUUCCCGGCAACUUAUUACUACCAGUUCGAGCGGACCAUCAAUGGAUAUAACCCGGAAAACGUGGACAGCUCAGGCCGAGUCACGCCAGGGUAUCCUCACGGCGACCCGAACAUGCCGUAUUUCCGGCUCCAUGGCGCAGACAUGGAUUGGCUGUUUGGCAGUUUCUACGUGCCUCUGCGUGACGCCAACGAUCUGUUCUCUGUCCAAUUGGUCAGUGGCUACUUUGCCGAGUUUGUCAGGAGCGGCCAGCCAAAUCCGUCUCUCGACUACCUCAGAGCAAGAGGCUACACCAAGAGCUUGCAGGGCGUUCAGGAGUCAGGCCUGUGGGACAAAGUGUCGAGUGACACGGGUCCCAUUAAGCACCUGGAUUAUCCUGCGCUGACAGGGACGUUUGUGGAUGUUCCACAGUGUGCUUGGUUGAACUAUAGUCUCAGCUACUAUCUUGAAGGAGGAAGUUGA
This is a messenger RNA of Capronia coronata CBS 617.96, 2031 nucleotides long. RefSeq names its product esterase/lipase. NCBI's taxonomy places the organism in Eukaryota, Fungi, Ascomycota, Eurotiomycetes, Chaetothyriales, Herpotrichiellaceae. Gene Ontology annotation, molecular function: cholinesterase activity. The transcript is spliced from 2 exons. The record is from RefSeq and is a predicted model, not a curated record. The coding region runs from base 1 to 2031 and encodes 676 amino acids.